CUCGCGGGCGGCGGCGGCGGGGAGAACGGGCGCAGGGACCGACCUCUGCGGGACCGAGCGCGACCCGAGGCGGCGGAGGACCCGCGCGUCGGGGAUCCGGCGUCGAGCUUCCGUCCUCUUCUUCUCCUGCUGUUCUGCCAAAGAUGAAAGGAGCCAUAAGUCUCUUCAGUCCUAGUCAUUCCAUGGAUUCCUUUGGGCAGCCCAGACCAGAAGAUAACCAGUCAGUAGUCAGCAGAAUGCAAAAGAAAUACUGGAAAACUAAACAGGUCUUUAUCAAAGCAACAGGGAAAAAGGAGGAUGAGCACGUGGUGGCAUCUGAUGCUGAGCUGGAUGCUAAACUUGAGGUUUUUCACUCCAUUCAAGAGACAUGCACUGAACUUCUGAAGAUAGUUGAGAAAUAUCAGCUAAGACUCAAUGUUAUAUCAGAGGAAGAAAACGAACUAGGGCUCUUUUUAAAGUUCCAAGCAGAACGGGACACAACGCAGGCUGGCGAAAUGAUGGAUGCCACUGGCAGGGCACUCUGUUCUUCAGCCAAGCAAAGAUUGGCCCUAUAUACUCCCUUGGCUCGUCUUAAGCAAGAAGUAGCAACAUUCAGCCAAAGGGCUGUAUCUGAUACUUUGAUGACAAUUAAUCGGAUGGAGCAGGCGCGCACAGAAUACAGAGGAGCUCUGCUGUGGAUGAAAGGUGUAUCCCAAGAACUGGACCCAGACACCUUAAAACAAAUGGAAAAAUUCAGAAAAGUACAGAUCCAAGUGAGAAAUAGCAAAGCUUCUUUUGACAAGUUAAAGAUGGAUGUCUGUCAGAAAGUGGAUUUACUUGGAGCUAGUCGCUGCAAUAUGUUAUCUCAUUCACUCACUACCUACCAGAGAACACUACUUCGAUUCUGGGAGAAAGCAGCUCAGAUGAUGUCCCAAAUCCAUGGAGCUUAUGCUGGCUUUCAUCCAUUUGAUUUUGUAGCUCUCAAGCAACUACAAGACUCUCCAAGCAAGCUUACUGAACACCAUAAAGAAGAACAAAUAGAAAAUGAUUGUCUCACUGAAAACCUCAAUAAGUUAGUUUUGUCAGAUGAGGAAAUGAGCUUGGGAAGUGAACCAGUUGCAGAAGAUUUACCAGUAGAUUCAUUGGAAGAUGAUUUUGAGAAGGAAUUCUCAUUUCUGAACAGCCUCCUAAGUCCUGGUUCUUCGAGAGCUAUGGAAUUUUCCCAGGAAUGCCAGGCUGCCUUUGGGAGCCCCCAGGCCAGUCUCACAUCCCAGGAGCCUUCGGUGGGGUCUGAGCCUCCUGCCCACUCUUCACAAUUCCUACCUUCGCAACUCCUUGACCUUGGCCUUCGUGCUGCGGGAGCUUUCAACAGCUGGGCCUCCCAAGGAGGAUUAGAACUUCCUCUUUCACACACUGAUAACCAGCCAGUGCCUUCUGAGAGUCCAAAGAAAUUAACAAAAUCUCCCAACAGUGGUAAUCAAGACAUGUCUGCCUGGUUCAGUCUAUUUGCAGACUUAGAUCCACUUUCCAACCCAGAUGCUAUUGGACACUCAGAUGAUGAGCUUCUGAAUGCUUGACUUAGGUUACGAUGUCACUACAAUGGCCUUGAGACAUCAAUUUUGCAACAUACUGCCUUUGGGGAAAGGAGUUUAUAUUGUCAUCCAUAUACAAAAGUAUUAUGUUUGAGUAUUUAAUACUUGACAACCAACUUUAAGACAGAUGGUAAGGACCACAUUUUAAUAAUUAUCUCUUAAAAUCUUGGCUUUGCAGGUGUUGAUAGAAUGUGGAAAAUAUUAGAAACUAUUGAGUCUGAAAUAGAUACCAAAACUUAUUUCAAAAUAACAACUAGGAAUAAUUUCAUCAGUAGGAGUUGGGUUUGUUUGUUUGGAAAGCCUUUUUUAUGUAAGUUGCCUUGCUAGUUAUGAGAAUUCUAUAGGAGGAUAAAGGACAGCAUGUAAACUGGGUUGUGAUUUGGGGUUGGUUUUUAAAUAAAACAGUGGCAGGGGGAAUUUUCUGUCGUGGAAAAUAGCACUAGAACCAGACUAGUUUUGUCUUUAGUUAGAAAGAUAGAGUAAGAUUUGAAAACUCAAUUUGCUUUAGUGAAAUUACAGAGAAACUUGGUGCUUUUUCUUCACCUGGAGACUGAUAUGUAAUAUUACUUAGCUUUUUUUCCUUCAUACAAAAUCCUGGGUACCAACCCCCAUUUCAUUAUUGAAUUUUCUUGGGGAAGUAGCAGGUUGAUUCAUUUGCUGAGUCUGUCCUCAAAAACAGAAAAAUUUCUCUUCCCAUCUCAUAAACUACAAGAAUGUCCAAUAAUAUUCAAGACAUUGUGCAGGUGUCUCCAAGCCUGGUUCUUCACACAUUCCUACCAUAAUGUACCAUAUUCGUAUUCUUCCUGAAAAGAAAAUAAGGGGAGGACACGCCCUGAGCAACUGGCAGUAGUGUUCCUGAAAUUACCCACGAGCGUCUGUCUGAGUAAGGGGAGAUUUCCAAACAACUUGCCCUCAUACAGAUUUGCACUUAACCCAUACUGCUUGAUGUGAUUUAAACCAGAAUACUUUCUGGCAGUUACAGAAAGCUCUGUACCAUCAUAAGGGAGUGUCUUAUUUUCCCACUUUUCUGUGGGGGACAUCAUCUGAGACUUUGAUUACUAAGGACAAACCUACCCUUAGAAGGUUUAAAGUGUAAGUACUGGAGAGAAGGCAAUUUAAUGAAAACAGCCACUGUAUACACAGUCACUCAGUUUCCUAUUCUUUUUUUCCUGCCCACCCUUUAGUUUUGAGGCAGUUCUCCAGGUGCCUUGUCUUUGUCAUCCAGUCCAUUGCAUCUGCAUAAGAAAACGUUUAACUAAGAUGUUCACAGUAGUUUCCAUUGUACUCCUAGUUCUAAACAGGCUUACAUACUAUUUACAAGAGAAUCAUGGGUAAUGUCUGAGUCACUGUAUAUAGAAAAACAUUUUUUUAGCAACAGACCAGAGCAGAUAAAAUGCAGUCUGCUUCCUGUCCACAGCAAUCUGGCCCAACUACGACCUGAAUUGCCCACAGCUCUUCAGAAGAGCAAGGAGUGUGUAGGCAUGGACUCAGGAAAAGGUUAUGUAAAUCUUUCCUUAAAAUAGUUUCACAUGUUCAUUCCUAGUUCUUUAUCUGGUGAUUCCUUAAGAAGCAUUUUUUAACUCAUCCUUUUUAUUCACUGAAAUUCCCUAGAAUGCAGUACUGUCAUUGUUCUGCCAUGAUUAUGGUUACGAAUCAGUCUAAAUUCUAUCCCCAUGAUCACUCUGCUCUCAACUCUGAAUACCUCAGAAAUGUCACUUUAUGCCUUGAGUUUAUGCCAUUUUUCUUUCAUUAAUUUUCACUAAUCCGUUAGUUCAAAAAUAUUUGGACAGCUUCCUCACACACAUACGAGGCAGCUCUUGCUCUCGUAUAAACAGACACAUUCGGUGCAGGAGAAUCACUAGCCCGAAUCCCACUUUGAAUGUGAAGGGGAUCCUGCCCUCAAUUUCCCAAGAGCAAAGGUUAUCAAAAAAUAGAUGCUUACAAGGAUUUUUAUUAUUUCUUAGUUUCUCUAACAUUUUCUCUUUCAACAGAGUAUGUAGCUGCCCGUUCAACCCCAAGGCAACAUUACCUGCCUUAGCAAGUCGUUAUAACUUAAGCAAGUCUCACAACUCCAUUUUUGAAGUGCACAUUUAAAACUGUUACUAAAAUGAAGGUAACUAUAUUUUCUCAAGAUUAGUUAUAUGAAGCUCAAUCAUUAAUUUAGGGCCAGAAACAGAAAUCUGGCUAUAUCACACCUAAAUUGCUAUAACAGGAAACCAAGCACAUAUUCAGUAAGGAGUAAAGGGGAGGACAGGAUAAACACAGAACAGAGGGGUGGUCAGUUGCUGUUUGGUUAAAUCUAGACCAACCAAUCAAUAAGUAAAUUAAUUAACCUUAACCAAGUGUGGGCUGAGAACAACUCUUUCCAAAUAAAUGGAUGCUUUUUAUAUUAAAUGGGGGAAAAUACCUAUCUUAUACUUUUAAACACUAAAUAAGAAUGCAUUUAAACGUAGAAAAGCCCCAGAACUAAAAUUUGCCUAAUCUUCUUCAACCACUUUAUAAGAAAGGCAGGAAUACCAGGGCAGAUUAAGAUCAGAUUGGUGUAACUUGGUAUUUUUUGAAAUCUUUCAUUAAUUGUAAAUGACAUGGUUAGAAAAAAACUGUAUUUUAACAAAACAGGUUUCAGUAUUUGCACAAUGAAACAAGUGUUUGUAUUUCAGUGGAUAUUUCAGAUAACUCUCUUCAUAGACCAUCUGGAAAUGGAGAGUUCUUACAGCAUAAGAACAAAGGAAGUUGAAUGUGCUAUUUUUCUGAGCCUCUUUUAAUAAAGAUUACAAGAUGGCAUAAAACGAAGUAUUUCCUAAAGUGUUCAAUACAAAUCCAAUUAUUGUCUCCCUAUUCAAAAACAUGGGUUUUACCUCAGGACCACAGUAAUAAGAAGGUAGUUUGAAUAGAUACAGAUACUACAGAAUGAAAGUAAAACAGGGCAAUUAAUAUCAUUGUGAGACUGACUCUAAUUUACUGAAUUACUUAGAGUCUGUCUAGUUUACAGGAUGGACUCGUAAGAUAUGGGAUACAACAGAAUGUGUGUUCUCUGUGUGAAUACUCAAAGUAACAAAAUAUAAACUAUUAAAGAGCAAAAAUUUGAGCCUAGAAGCAAUAACCAGUGAAAUAUAAGCCAUAGUACUUAACCUGAUUUGUUGAAGGGAGGAAUAAAAAGCAAGCCAGGAUUGAUCCAGUAAUUUCCAUUUUCCAUAGUGUUGGCAGGGCCCUGCAUUUCCUUACCCUGAGCAGUAAAGCAGACCUAGAAUCUUGGGAUACAGACAUUAAACUAGGAAGGAAAUACUGACUAAUUUAGCAGUAUCAAAAGUAAUGAAUUUAAAACAUACAAUAGUAAGAUGUUUAAAUAUGGCAAAGGAAACGUACGGAACCGGAUGGGAAGAAAAAUGUUUGUCAGGAUGGGUCACAUCCAUAAGCCCAACAUAAAAUAUCUCCUUGCAUCUUUUAUGUGCCAAUGAAAAGAUGAUGAAAAGAAGACAAUGAAAAGAGUUCAGUAAGAACUGUCCUUGGUAUCUAAAGUCAAGACAUGGUUCUUCCUUCACUCAGUGGUAUAAAUAAACCAUUCAAUGAUUAAAGAGUAAAUACAAAAUGGAGGUGGAGGUCUGGGUGGUGUUAACAAGUAAGGUUUUGAAGUGCAUGUUUUUAAAGAAAAAAAGUUGUUUUCUUUUUCCCAUUUCAAAGUAAUACUCUCUCAUUUACAAGUCUGGAAAACACUAAAAAGUAGAAGACAAAGAAAUCAUCCACAGCCCUACCAUCUAGGAAUAACUACUGUUAAUAUUAUAUAUGAACUAAAUUGUGGUCUGGAUGAUUUAUUGUCUGUCUGAAAUGGGCAUACCAAGUAGUUGAGAUUAAAAAGUUACUUUUGUAAAUCUUUUCCUCAAGAAGUCAGGCAAAAAUCCAACAAAAAGGUGAUUGGAGUCACUACUUCCUGCCUCUGUAAAAGAUGUGUUCCCCAAAUUAAAGAAAAUAAUUCUUUUGAAUUUCUGCAGCUAUAGCAACGUUAAAACCUAGAGAGCUUGAGGAUUUGUGUAACUAGCUUCCUUGGCCGGGAACUGGUGUCAACCAGCUUACUUUCUCUUCACCCUCUGAACCAAGCUGCCAGCACUGGAAGCAAGCAAGACCACCAAGAAAAAACAAGGCAGUGACCCGAUGACAUGUAAUUGCAAUGAUGCCGAACACAUAUAUUUUACUAAUGUCACUGUUACAGGAGAAAUAGCAGUAAGGCUUUGUGGUUAAGUUUGAGUUCUAGAGUUAGACAUGGUUCAAAGCCAAAUUUUGACAUUAUCAGACCUAUGACCAAAGAUAAGUUAGUCUAAUUCUGAUUUUGACAUUUAUAAGAUAGUAAAACUAGCAGUACCUGGCUUCAUAGAGUUAUUAUAAGCACCAAGCCUGGCACUUGGUAAGUUAUCAGUAAGUGUUACCUGUCUUUAUUAUGAUUUCAGAUCAACAUCCUUGGCUGUUAUUAUAGUUUACAAGGUAAAAUGAAUUUUAUGGGACCGUAUUCCAUGACCAACAACUUUUGGCUUUGCUAAGAAAUAAACUUACCUAACAAAAUAUAAA
This is a messenger RNA of Camelus dromedarius (Arabian camel), 6131 nucleotides long. RefSeq names its product islet cell autoantigen 1 like (gene ICA1L). The record is from RefSeq and is a predicted model, not a curated record. Gene Ontology annotation, cellular component: Golgi apparatus. The transcript has 13 exons. Lineage: Eukaryota; Metazoa; Chordata; Mammalia; Artiodactyla; Camelidae. Gene Ontology annotation, molecular function: protein domain specific binding. Gene Ontology annotation, biological process: regulation of transport. The coding region runs from base 144 to 1556 and encodes 470 amino acids.